Molecule: messenger RNA, 297 nt
Organism: Penicillium lagena
Lineage: Eukaryota; Fungi; Ascomycota; Eurotiomycetes; Eurotiales; Aspergillaceae
Exons: 1
Coding region: 1-297 (98 amino acids)
Source: RefSeq, a predicted model, not a curated record
AUGGCGAUGGAGGGGUCGGUCGAACCGGGCCGUUCAGACGUCAUACAGGUCGACACCAAGACACAGCGUGGUGGGACACAUGCCUCUCAAGAUCAACGGGCUUCACGAUGGGUAGAUCGUGCAAUGGUUGCGAGACAGAUCGAGGUGGAUGGUGGUGACAAGCCGGGCCGGGUCGAUUACGUGGGAGGCGAGGUAAAUCCUUUCCAGAACGUUUGGCCGAAUCCGUACGAUAAGAGCGAGCCCGUGCGGCGGCGAUACGAAGAACACGAACACGAACCGAAAAUGGCCGAGAUUUGA